Molecule: messenger RNA, 1696 nt
Organism: Periconia digitata
Lineage: Eukaryota; Fungi; Ascomycota; Dothideomycetes; Pleosporales; Periconiaceae
Source: the annotation of a GenBank genome assembly
CUCCUUUCCCUUCUCCAUGCGCGCACGCUGCCAAAUGACACGCCAUGCCAGCGCGCUUGAACAUGCGCGCACCAUACUUGGCCCACUGCGUCUUCUGUACCACACCUCGCUCUCCCAGCUGCCUCGAGUCUCCGGCCGUCGUGGUGCUGUUAGACAGGCGGCGCGGUAAAUCCUUCGUCCCAUCUUUCGGCUUGUUGGUGGUAGUGAGCGAAUCGAAUCACUCGCAUAACCUGGACAUGACACCCCUGGCCGCUGCCCUUGAUUUUUUUUUUUCUUCUUCCCUUUUCCCUUUUGCCCCCCAUUCAUUCCUUCGCUUCAUCCCCAUCCUGCACCCUUUGUCCUAUCGUGUCCGCGGCAGCCCACAUGGCUUCCCGCGACUAAUAAGUAUCCACCACCCGCCCCCAGUCCUCUAAUACGUACAUAUAUACCUAUACUUAUCCCACCCCUCGCCUCUUUUUCCAUUUCGACCGACAACACCAACAUGUCUUCCCCCAAGGCUCCCGAGGCCCAGCCUUCUGCUGCUGCAUCCCCCCCUCGCCCAACUACAUCGCCUCCUCACCCCGCAACAUCAUCUCCCGCCGCAGGAAUUUCGCCUGGCAAUGCCGAACUCCAAAUGCUCAACCUUCCCGAGAUGGCCAUCGAGGCCGAGGCCGUCAGUCCUUACCCGUUGCAUGUCUAUCUAUGUGUCUAUGCGCCAGCUGAUCUUGGGCCCUGUAGCUCGCACCCGAGGAUAGCGAUUCUGCCUAUGGUGACGACUUUUUGGCGCAAACCGGGCUACCCACCCUCAUGUGACGCCAAAUGCUCAUCCCGCAUCAGCUAUCGCUUUGAGAAUGGUAGACGGUAUCACGGAUUCAAAAGUGAUGCAAACUACAUGAUGCCAAACGACGAGGAAGAAAAUGAUCGUCUGGACCUAUUCCAUCACAUCCAAACCCUUCGUCUUGGCGGUGAACUUCAUCUGGCUCCCAUCGGCAAUGAACCCGGGCGUGUCUUGGAUGUUGGUACCGGCACGGGAAUUUGGGCCAUUGACAUGGGCGAUAAAUACCCUACGGCCGAUAUCCUUGGCAACGACAUCAGCCCUGUCCAGCCUUCGCUCGUCCCGCCAAACGUCAAAUUCGAGGUCGAUGAUGUCGAAGACGAAUGGGUCUACUCGACAAAGUUUGACUACAUCCACGUCCGUUACCUAGCGUGCACCAUUCGCGACUGGCCCAAGCUAGUUGGACAGUGUUUCAAAUUCGUUAAGCCAGGCGGUUGGGUCGAGUUUUUUGACUACGAUACCUACUUCUACACGUCGGCAGGCGGUGAGUACAACGAGGACAGUCCCAUCUACUCGUGGGUCCAGAACCUUCGCGAGGGGCUGCGCAAGUUCGGCGUCGAGCCCGACCCAGGUCCCAAGCUUGAGGGUUGGGUGCGCGACGCCGGCUUCACAAACAUCAACACACGCGCGUUGCCAUUUCCGGUCGGCACCUGGCCAAAGGACAAGAUGCUCAAGGAGGCAGGUGCCUUUGACCUCUACAACUUCAUGGACAACGUCGAAGGCCACAGUAUGCGCCUCUUCACCAUGGCUCAUGGCUGGACCGCAGAUGAGGUCAAGGUCAUGGCUGCCAAUGUACGCAAGGCCUGGAAAAACCCGCGACUAAGGAUUCAGCACAACGGCUACGUUAUCUGGGCCCAGAAACCAUUGGAUGCCGCCGACUAA